Molecule: messenger RNA, 2914 nt
Organism: Solea senegalensis (Senegalese sole)
Lineage: Eukaryota; Metazoa; Chordata; Actinopteri; Pleuronectiformes; Soleidae
Product: protein tyrosine phosphatase type IVA 3
Exons: 6
Coding region: 2262-2774 (170 amino acids)
Biological process (GO): protein dephosphorylation
Cellular component (GO): nucleus
Molecular function (GO): protein tyrosine phosphatase activity
Source: RefSeq, a predicted model, not a curated record
UCUCUCUCACUCUUUCUCUCUCUAAGAGCAUUAACUGUAGAGUGUUCUGCUGGUGACAGGUCUGUCAGGGUCAGAUGGCUGCUCAGCCUGAUUAGACCAGCUCACAGCAGAUCCUUGGCCCAACACUCUACGCUGCUCCACAACAAGGCAGAGCCACAAAGUGGGACAAACUGUACAUAGCAGAGAGAGAGAGAGAGAGAAAGAGAGGGAGAGAGAGAGGCAAGCAGGGCCAGGGGUGAGGCAGGGAGACAGUGGAGCAGAGCAACAGGUUGUUGCAGAAAGUCUCUCUGCAUCACGACCAGAUUUUUCAGCUACUACUGAGGCGGAAAAAGACUGAAAGCAGGUGGACUUCACUGUGGCAAAGCGACAGAGGAACUACUGUUCAGUCUGUUUGGAGAUGACACGGAAGAACUAACUGAACCACUGGUUGAUGGAGUUUAUGCGGCAGAGUGGUGAUUACUGCCACGCCCAACACUUUUAAACCCUACGUGGGAUGAUGUGCACUAUGGCAUCCUGUGGUCUUGAACCCUGAAAGACAUUUUUUCCAUUGUCCUCUGAACCAGCCAGCUCAUGGGGUAACAAGUGGAGUCUCGCACACCGGAAGCUAUCUGAAGAGAGAGAGAGGGACAGAGAGAGCCACUGAGCAAGGCAGCAACAGUAACAGAGUGAAGGACUUGACAAUCAGAGAGUUCAAAUACAAAGGGAGACCGCACAGACAGACCUGACACACUGUAGCCUGUUGGACUAUAGAAUACAGUCAAUGAAUGGUGCAAACAAAACAGUUACGACCUUGGAAUUGGGAAGACAAGUCAAACGGCUAUAAACAGGACGUUCCACAGGCAACAGGAAGUGUCAAGGAUCACCUGAAGACUUUAAGUGGAGACCACAGCUGGAACUAAAGGUGACAAGUCGAUUUUGACUACACAUAACAAUGCACCAACACUUUCUACCUCCUGCAUUUUAAAGACUGGUUCUGGCAUUCCACAUAUGGCUAAUGUAAUCAUGAUUAAUUAAUGCACUUCUGUGUGUGUGUGUGUCUUACAUAAACAUUUCUGUUUGUCAUCGUAAAUACAGCCAGGGCACAGAUAUGCCCCUGGUUUAUUCUUUGGAAAAAUGUAAUACCUCCAAUGAACAAGAAAAAGCAUUUAUAAAACAGAAUGUAUUCGCAACAAUGGAAACAUAAUCAGCAAUGAUCAUGACACUAAAACGUGUCAGUGAAAAACAUUUAAACAACUUAGCAUCAAUAAGAUGAUAUGACAAGAGCGUUUUGUUCACCAAAUUCAGUACAACAAUAAGAAUGAUUAAGAUAUUGUCAUUUAAUUAAGGGCCAUGAGUCAAACACAGAGUCUGUACAGUUAACAAGAGAAAAAAUCUCUUAAAAGAAGAAUUAUGAAGAGAUUUAACUAGCUCUUUAACUUUUCACUGGAGACUUAUGAUGUUAUAAAGGGUACAUUUUUACUGAUAAAUACUAAACAAAACUGUCUAUUCUGGGUUCUGUGAUGUUUUAAAUCAUUUUUUUCAACACUUAAUAUGUUUUUCCUUGACUGAAUUCAGAAUGGUAUGAUUGAGGCCACUGCUCAGUCUAAAUGGUAAAUAAAGCUGAAGCCAACAGCUGGUUAGCUUAGCAUAAAGACGUGAUACCCUGGCUCUGUCACCACCUGAAAUAUUUCACCUACUUACACAAAACUUUGCUGGUUAUCAUGUUGUAACCUUGCUUCUUUAAUUUGAGCAAAAACUCAUACAGGAAAAUGACAGCUUGUCACACUGAAAAGCAAUAAUCAGCUAAACUAAGCUAUGCUAAAAUGCUCCAGGUUAGCAGGCAGAUGUGAAUGGUACGAUUAAUACCACAGAAAUGCUGAACUAUUCUUUAAUGGUUUUAGUCAAAUUUGUCCAGUAUUGUCAAGCUGGUGAUGUCUGGCAGAUUCUGGUAAGAGCACGAGCCAAAGUUACACAGACUGAUGAUACAGUUUGAGCAACAAAAGGACAAAAUACUUGAGCAAAAUACAUUUAAUUUUGGAGGGAAAACAUAUAUUAUGACUAUUUGUUGCAUUUAUUGGGAAUAUCUGCCAUGUCUGUCAUUGCCAUGUCAAAAAAGCUUUAAAUGUGCUCCAAAUAGAAAGUCAUUAAUAUGAAAUUGUGCUAAUAUACAGCUAUACACAUUAUGUGCUACGUUUCCUACCAACACUGGGCUCAUUAUUAACAGCUACACUAACAUUAAGGUCAGAGAUCAUCCUGGGAGGACAAAGGUCACAUUGGCCAACAUGAACCGUCCAGCUCCAGUGGAACUGUCCCACAAGAACAUGAGAUUCCUCAUCACCCACAACCCCACAGACAGCACACUCAGCUCCUUCAUAGAGGACCUGAAGAGAUAUGGUGCCACCACCGUGGUUCGAGUGUGCGAUAUCACUUAUGACAAAACGCCACUCGAGAAAGAUGGCAUCAAUGUGGUGGAUUGGCCCUUUGAUGAUGGAGCCCCACCUCCAAGUAAGCUUGUUGACGACUGGUUAAGUCUGCUGAAGAAGAAGUUUCAGGAGGACCCAGGAUGCUGUGUGGCUGUUCACUGUGUGGCUGGACUGGGCCGGGCUCCUGUGCUAGUUGCUCUGGCUCUGAUAGAGAGUGGGAUGAAGUAUGAAGAUGCAAUUCAACUCAUUAGGCAGAAGCGUCGUGGAGCCAUCAACAGCAAACAGCUAACCUACCUGGAGAAAUAUCGAUCCAAGCAGAGACUCCGCUUCAAAGAGUCUCAUGCACAGAAGAACAAGUGUUGCACCAUGUGAACACACACAACACACACAACACACACACACACACACACACACACACACACACACAUUCUCAGGAAUCCAACCACAUAAGCCUUGUCUCACCUGCACCUGCACCAUCAGGGAUUUUAUGAAUGUUUUUUUUUUUUUUUUUA